This is a messenger RNA of Botrytis deweyae, 2457 nucleotides long. RefSeq lists its product as uncharacterized. The record is from RefSeq and is a predicted model, not a curated record. NCBI's taxonomy places the organism in Eukaryota, Fungi, Ascomycota, Leotiomycetes, Helotiales, Sclerotiniaceae. Gene Ontology annotation, biological process: transmembrane transport. Gene Ontology annotation, molecular function: oligopeptide transmembrane transporter activity. The transcript is spliced from 14 exons. The coding region runs from base 1 to 2457 and encodes 818 amino acids.
AUGCCAUUUUCGUUUCUUACGCAUCGCUCGAAACCUAAGACGACCAAGGAGGAAAAUGAAGUAGAUGAACGCUCGACGCCAAAUGGGGGCUCAUCUCACCAUGAAAAAUCUCACUCGGCCACAACUAGCCUCCCGGUCCCCCUUAUUCUUCCCUCGCCUCGUCACUCGCUCGAUCCUAAUCUACCUGAUCCAAUCUCCAUCCAAUCAAUCCCAUCCCGUACAUCUAUUUCCCCAGACCUCGAUCCUGAGAAAGUAUCGGACACACCUAUUGAUAUCUCCUUAAACUCACCGUAUCCACAAGUCCGCGCCGCGGUGCGCAAUACAGAUGAUGAAUCGCUUCCAUGUAACACAAUUCGAGCAUGGUGUAUUGGGUUGGCGCUUACGACGGUAGGAGGGGGAAUCAACUGUCUAUUCAGUUUGAGGAGUCCAAGUAUCGCUAUCACUACUGUUUGCGUGCAACUAAUCGCCUGGCCCCUAGGCAAAGGCUGGGAUCUCAUAGUGCCAGACUGGAGCUGGGAGAUUCGCCUCCCCUUUUGCGGGGCUCGAAGGUGGAAAGUGCAAUUGAAAGAGGGGAAGUGGAAUAUGAAAGAACAUGCGAUUGUGGUUGUGAUGGCGAAUGCGGGGUAUGCGGGUGCGUCGAUAUAUGCUACUGAUAUACUUAUUUCGCAGCAGGUGUUUUAUGGUCAGAGUUUUGGAUGGGCGUUUCAACUCCUCUUUGCGGUUACAAAUCAAAUGUUAGGGUUUGGAUUGGCGGGGAUUUGUAGGAGGUGGUUGGUUUGGCCUGCGGCGAUGAUUUGGCCAAGUGAUUUGGUUAAUUGUGCGUUGAUGUAUGCUCCCUCUGAUCCAGCAAAAACAAAUGGUUGGAGUAUAUCGAAAUAUAGAUGGUUUAUAUAUAUCAUGAGUGGUUCAUUCGUGUGGUAUUUCUUCCCUGGCUGGAUCUUCCGAGGCCUUUCAUACUUUACAUUUGCAUGCUGGAUUGCACCGAAAAACCCAGUUGUCAAUCAGCUAUUUGGUGGUGUGACGGGUCUGGGAUUAAUUCCUAUCACGUUUGAUUGGACUGUUGUGAGUGGAUAUCUGUAUUCGCCGUUGAUACCUCCCUGGUAUGCCAUCGCCAAUACCCUUAUCGGGCUUUUCAUCUUCGUCAUCAUCAGCUCGCUGGGCGUGCAUUAUACGGGAACGUGGUAUGCGGAUUAUCUUCCCAUGAGCGACUCGCACAGUUAUGAUAACAUGGCGAAACCAUAUAAUGUCAGUCGAAUCCUCACUUCAAACUAUGAAUUUAGUGAGGAAUUGUACAAGAAAUACUCGCCGGUGUUUUUGUCGACGGGGUUUGCGUUGAAUUACGGAUUCUCCUUUGCAGCUAUUAGUAGUGUCAUUGUUCAUACAAUUUUAUAUGAGGGCAAAACCAUCUGGAGACAAUGGAAACUUGCUCGAGAUCAAGAUGAUGACAUCCACAUGAAACUUAUGAAGAAGUAUAAAGAUGCACCGGAUUGGUGGUACAUCACUCUCGGAGCCAUCAUGCUCGCACUGUCCUUUGUGGUCAUCCUCGUCUGGGAUACCCAUUUCCCAUGGUGGGCUUUCAUUGUUUGUGUUGCUAUUCCUGUCAUCUGGACAGUACCUGUCGGUAUCAUAUUCGCCACGACCAAUAUCCAAAUUGGACUUAAUGUCUUUACCGAGUUUGUCAUUGGGUACAUGUUGCCUGGCCGUCCUGUGGCUUUGAUGUUAUUUAAAGCUUAUGGUUACAUAACAAUGACUCAAGCCCAGUUCUUCCUGCAAGACUUAAAACUAGGUCAUUACCUCAAAGUUCCUCCCAGAACAAUGUUUUUCGCUCAGUGUGUAGCUGCUUUCUGGUCAUCUAUUGUACAGAUUGCCGUAAUGAAUUGGGCACUUUCUCAUAUCCCAGAAAUCUGUACCCGCACCCAAAAAGAUUCCUACACCUGCCCAGGCCCCUCAAUGUAUUUCACCACCAGUAUAAUUUGGGGCGUCAUUGAUCCCUCGCGUAUCUUUUCAGCGCCAGAGUCUCUCUAUCAACCUUUACUCUACUAUUUCCUAAUCGGUGCUUUGCUUCCAAUCUUGACAUACUUUAUAAGGCGAGCGUACCCUCGCUCUUUGUUUAAAUAUCUUAUUGUCCCCGUCAUGUUUGGAGGUUUACAACUGAUACCUCCGGCUACUGGAUAUAAUUAUUUGUGCUGGGGAUUGGUGGGAUUUGUGUUCCAGUAUUGGAUUAGGAGAAGAUGGAGAGGAUGGUGGGAAGGUUAUAACUACGUAACUUCCGCCGCUCUGGAUACCGGUUUAAUCCUCUGCACUCUUCUCGUUUUCUUCACGUUAGAACUCACGAAUGCUAAACCACCUCAAUGGUUUGGAAAUGUAGGUGUGUUCGAGACAAUGGAUAUGCAGGGUACCGCAGUUCGAAAAGUACUUGCCGAAGGAGAAACUUUUGGACCGAAGACUUGGUCUUGA